GAUUUUGUUCCAUACCCAACCGUAAAUAUCUUAGCGUUCGCUGUCAAUUCGAAUAUUUCCGCUCUUUUUGUCUUACAGAAAUAUCGGAAACCGAAAACGUAUUCUGUGUACUAGUUCAUUCUAGUUUAUUUUAAUUAUGGACCGCGUACUGGAAUUUGUCGACAGUCAUAUUUCGGACAGGUUGUCAGACUUGUAUUACACUUAUGGAGGCCGUUUAAGCUGGUUAACUUCAGUAGCCGGCCCCGGUCUGCAGAAGCAGAUUGCUUCUAUCUUUACCAACAGUAACAAUGUAAUUCGUCAGGGCAUAGAGCUGUUUUUGAUCACUUGGAUUAUGGGCACUAUCAUGUACUUAGGAACAGCGUCCUUUUCAUACUUCACGUACUUUGAACGCGAAGAAGCACAUCGACAUCCCAAGUUUUUGAAAAAUCAGGAAUGGCUCGAGAUUAAAACGGCACUCCUCAACUUGCCCGGAAUGGCUCUGCUAACGUUCCCCUGGUUUUUGGCCGAAAUCCAUGGUUAUUCACAGUGUUACGACAGGCUGGAUGAAUACGGAUACACGUAUUUGAUUUGUUCAGUAGUUAUGUUCCUGCUGUUCUCGGAUUUUGCCAUUUACUGGAUCCAUAGAGCGCUUCAUCACCGUCUUCUGUAUGCUCCCUUGCAUAAGUUACAUCAUAAAUGGGUGAUUCCUACUCCUUUCUCAUCUCAUGCAUUCAACUUUCUGGAUGGAUACGCACAGUCUUUGCCGUAUCAUAUUUUCCCGUUCUUGUUUCCCUUAAACAAGUACCUUUACCUUUUCCUGUUUGGUUUUGUCAAUUUGUGGACUGUACUCAUUCAUGAUGGAGAGUAUCUGUCAAAUAACGCCAUUGUUAACGGCUCUGCUCACCAUGCAGUGCACCACAUGUAUUUUAAUUACAAUUACGGUCAGUUCUUCACACUGUUUGACCGCUUAGGAAGCUCUCAUCGCCAACCGGAGGCUGAAAUGUUUGAUGCGAAGUUGCGCACGAACAGCACCGUGAUUCGCAAACAGAUCUCCAUUUCUGACAGUAUACAGAAGGAGGUUGAAGGGAAAGAUGACCGUGUGUAUGCUCAUAACGGAGGCGAGCUAUGAUUGUGGACAGGCGACAUGAACAAUUUGGUCCGUGUCAGUUGCAAUCAAGCUUUUGAAAUGUAUGUCUAAGAAGAAACACCAAGGGGUUUUGUUAAGGGGAGCGAUAACCCCACUCAUGAUGGAGUUAGAGAGUCUAAUCACAGACUCUCUUGUGUAUUCUCCUUUCCGAUUUGACUCUUUCGUGUCAGUCACUAUUUUCUUGUAGAAUUAUUAAUGAAAAGUAAUCUGACGAAGUUACACCGAACAUUGUAGCGGUCAAAAU
Molecule: messenger RNA, 1370 nt
Organism: Schizosaccharomyces japonicus yFS275
Lineage: Eukaryota; Fungi; Ascomycota; Schizosaccharomycetes; Schizosaccharomycetales; Schizosaccharomycetaceae
Product: C-5 sterol desaturase Erg32
Exons: 1
Coding region: 137-1108 (323 amino acids)
Biological process (GO): ergosterol biosynthetic process; lipid biosynthetic process
Cellular component (GO): membrane
Molecular function (GO): iron ion binding
Source: RefSeq, a predicted model, not a curated record